Phalacrocorax carbo (great cormorant) is the source of this 5918-nucleotide messenger RNA. The record is from RefSeq and is a predicted model, not a curated record. NCBI's taxonomy places the organism in Eukaryota, Metazoa, Chordata, Aves, Suliformes, Phalacrocoracidae.
CCACGCCACGCCACGCCACGCCGUGCCCCGCGGCUCUCCCGCCGCCCUCCCGCCCACCCAGCGCCGCGGCUCCCCCCGCGCCGCCCCGCUCGCUCUGCAAGAUGGCGGCAGCAACCGAGCGCGCCGCGGAGCUGCCCGCGGAGCCGCCGCGGGGGGCUCGGCCGCCACCGCUGGGCCCCGAGGAGGUGGCGAGGCGCCUGGCGAGUACCCGCCGGGAGCUGAGCAACAGGCGCAAGAUCCUGCUGAGGAACCUGCCGGCAGAGAGCAGCAGCCAGGAAAUCCAUGACUUAUUUAAAGAUUAUGAAAUCAAGUAUUGUUAUGUGGACAGAAAUAAAAGAACAGCAUUUGUUACUCUGUUAAAUGGAGAGCAGGCUCAAAAUGCGAUUCGGAAAUUUCACCAGUAUUCUCUUCGGGGAAAAGAAAUAUCUGUGCAACUCCAACCAACAGAUGCUUUGCUGUGCAUUACUAAUUUGCCCAUUUCAUUUACGAUAGAAGAGUUUGAAGAACUUGUGCGUGCAUAUGGCAAUGUUGAGAGAUGUUUUUUGGUCUAUAAUGAAGUUACUGGCCAUUCAAAGGGCUAUGGCUUUGUGGAAUAUAUGAAGAAGGACUCUGCUGCAAAGGCGAGACUGGAACUUCUGGGGAAACAGUUAGAUGAGAGCAUUCUUUUUGCACAGUGGAUGGAUGUGAACCAGUUGACAACAAAUCUUAUUCACUCCAAGUGCCUUUGUGUAGAUAAACUUCAAAAAGACUACACUGAUACAAAAGAACUGAUCCAAGCUUUCUCACUAAAGUAUAAACCUGUUUUCUGCCAGUUUGCUCAAGAUGAAGAUAGUUAUAUUGGUGACUUUGCGGUGGUUGAGUAUGAAACUGCAGAGCAGGCUGAGAAAGUACAAGAAGUCACCGAUGGCGUGAUUAUCAAAGGAAAGAGAGUCCAGGUGUCAUACUGUGCUCCGGGAGCGCCAGGCAGAAGCACGUUAGCAGCACUUAUAGCAGCGCAAAGGAUGAUGAGGAACAAUAGGAAAGGCUUGCUUCCAGAGCCAAAUCCAGUGCAGAUCAUGAAAAGUUUUAAUAAUCCAGCAAUGUUGCAAAUGUUACUGCAGCCCCAGUUGCGUGGACAUGCUGUUAAACCUGUUCUUGGAGCAUCUGCAGGUUUACCUCACCUUAUAAACUCAGCAGUUGGCCCACCUUUUUUGCAGUUGAAUAAAGUUCAUCAGAGUUCAGUUCUGGGGAGUACAUCUAACUUACUGCUGCAGAGCCCUGCUCACCUACCAUUGCCACAGCAGCAAUUGAUGAAGAUGGAAAACAUUCAGGCUAAUAGUAAACCAGGUUUGCUGGGAGAACCUCCAACAAUGCUGCUUCAGACAGUACUGGGAAUAGGGGUAAUGCCAUCACUGAGUUCAGGCAUGGGAACCCGUGGAGAAGCUCUUAAGUCAUCUAAUCUGACUCCAAUUCAAACACCAGCAACAGCGAUGGGCAUGCUGCCAUUCUUUCCGAAUCAGCACAUUGUUGGACAAGCUAUACCAGGGCAAAAUAACGCUCCAGAUAAACAAUCAACUACCGAAGCAGUUGUCUCAGGAUCCCAGCCUUAUCAUCAGACCUUAACAAAUAUUUCUGCGGGAGCUUUGCGGGCUGGACAUGCCAAACAACAAAAUCAACUAAAAAGUACUGAUACAAGUUUGGGGACACCCUUGAAAAAACAGACUUCGCUGCUAGGAGAACCCCCAAAAGAAAUACGUCUUAGUACCAACCCCUACUUGAAUUUGGCCAGUGUGUUGCCUGGUCUAUGUCUUCCAGCAAUUGCCAGCAAAGCCUCUAGUCCACCGCAGCAGACUGGACUUUCGAACAACAUGGUGGAUGCUGCUGUGUCUCAGGGAACUACAUCACAACAUGCAAUGGAAAAUUAUUUUAAUUACUCUCAACAGCAUGGGGAGUACUCACAGGAGGCUGUUCAGCAAUGGUAUCAGCAUUAUGCUCAGGCAUAUAGCUCUAACCAGGCAAGAGUCGAUGAAUUUGCAAAUGAAGCCUCUGAGGAAUCUACGGGUGGAUCUUACCCAGACUACAGUACCUGCUUGCAGGUCAUGCCUACACUUUACAGUGGAGCCCAGGGAUCAUACCAGCCAGGCAGCUUGCAGCUUCCUCCACAAAACCCAUUAAAUAAGGUGGCUCCAACGAGAAGUGAGAAGCGAGGCUCUUCAUACCUCAUUUCCUCCCCAGAACCUGGCCCCAUGGAGUACCUUGGCCAGCAGACUCAGGGCUCCGCAGUACGUUACGCAGAAUCCUCUCUAAAAAAAAAGCGCGUUUAUUGAGACCUAAAUAAUCACUCCUGCCGUAGGGUGUGAAGGCAGGCUUUUCAUACCUCUGCUAUUUAUUGCUGCCUUAACUUCAGACAAAUAAUUCUUCUUUCUGCGUGGGUUAUAAGUAUCCCAAGAGGAACAACCUCUGUAACAGGCAAAUUUGCCAAGGAAACGGUACGUAUCGCUACGAGGUUAGCCAGUUCUCAGUAGUCAGACUUGCCUUCUGAAAGGAUGGGAUGGUGUUUCCUUUGUUGUCUGCCACUGAACGUAACAGUGGGCUGAAGCUGACAAAGCAACUUGGUGAGUUUUGGUAGCUUACCAGCUGAAAGCAAUAAAAAUAGUGAGGAGGGAAUGCGGAUCCCUUCUCUAGUCCUCAGACUGAGGAAGUGAAAAGAUGACGUCCUGAUAGUGGGAGGUUUUUUCUUAUCUUUUUUAACUCCGAAUGUGGGGUUUUUCCACUCUUACUUUUUCCAGGAUUAAGAGUUCUGCAUUUACAGCCUUUAUAUUUUUAAUAUUUCCUCUUAAUCCUGGAAUGGAGAUAUACCAAAUGUAUUACCAGAGCCUCUGUGAUGUUUUCAAUAAAUGUUUGUUACAAGUAAGAUGCUAUACUGUGUGCUGCCUUGCAAUACUGAAUUCUAAAUGCUUGGACAAUGAAGUAACCCUUAUCUGCUUUUAGGCCAAGAAUCCACAGCUUUUCUUUGGAGUAAGUGAUUUACAGUUUGUGAAUGCACCUGUGUAAAAUGGUGAAGCACUGUCUGCCGUCCAACAGGCGCGUGCGGCAGGAAGGCAGGGCUGCUGGCAACACUUUCAGGUGGUGUAGCAUUGUUAAAGAUGGCUGAAAGUGGAAGUAAUCAACUGCCUGUUGUACUUUUUCUGAUUUCUGGCUCUGGAUGAUGAUCUGAAAUUUGCUGCGCUCCAAAGCCUGCUAAAGCAGAGCAUCCUGGCUCUGUUUUUUUUUUUGGUUUGGUUUGGUUUUUUCACUUCUCCUUAUGUAUUACCUUUUGCAUGCAGUAGUUUGCAGAAGAAAGACGAGCUAUUUACUUGCUGACCUGUGUGCGGAACGGGCUCACACCCACACGCUGUGCAGCACAGCAGCCUGCGGGGCUGCCGGUGCCAGCACGGCACGGACGGGGCUGCCUCUGUGCGUCGCCCAGCCCCUCUCCGCCGGGGCCUGCGGCCCACAGCUCCCAGGCCCUGGGUCCCAGCUUUGUCCUUCCUUCCUUUUUUUUAUUUAAACAGCCUUUAUAUUUUUAUCUAAUUCAGUAAGUAAUCCUGGCUGGAGUCUUUCUUUUCUGCUGUUAAUCGUGGUAGCUGAAGACUUAGAAAUGUUACUAUUGAAAUCAGUGUUUGUGACAAAUACGCUACGAGCCAGCCCUCUGUGACGGAUGCUGUGGGUUUGCUGCCUUGGAAUCCUGUUGCAAAGUCACUGGACUUAAUUCACUGAGCACUGAGGCCUGAAGCCAGGUCCUUCUUACUUAAUCUUGCUAGAUAACAUUGAAGCCAUUUUUUUUUUUUAAUAGCAAUAUAAACAAGGGAAAAAAAAAAAAAAGGUCUUAAACUCUGCCUUUCAAGCAAGGUGAUGUGACCAGGAUGCAUAUUUUCAAAGCUUAAAAAAAAAAAACCAAAACCACACAAAACACCACAAUCAGAAUCACUCCUCCCGCCGCAGUCGUGGUGUGGCGCUAGUAGGCAGAGUGCGACCAGGCAGUAACUGCUUAAGACAGCCGAAUAGCAACGCAGGUUAUGGGAGCUUUUCUGGGAAUCUACAAGUAUGUAUUGAUAAACUCACUGUAAUAUUUUCUUCAAACUGUUUGUAUAUGCAACUUUCUCAACUUGUUACGCUUUUCAAUGACAAUAAAUUGUUGGUACGCAUUUAAAGUGGAUUCCUGUGGGAGGAAAACAUCUCUGGGCUGCCCUUAAAAUAAUCAUUUAAUGUAGGGGAAGGUGGUUUUGAAGGUGACCCGUUCUGAUCACCAUUCCUAUGGAAGUUACGUUUUAAAAUCUGUUUAAUUUAUGAUUUAAAAAGAUACACGUGGAGAAAAAAAAUCUUUAUUAGAUUUGUUUGUAUAAAGAGUAACAAAGUGCUUACAGAUUUAAAUCAGGUUCAUAAGUGACAUACAUACAGAAAAACCACAUAAUACUGUAAAAAUAAAUCUGACCUUGCUGGAGCUCAUAAUUACAAUUUUUUAAUAUAUAUAUAUAGGUAUAUAUUUAAAGAAAUCUUUCUGUUAUUGCCAGAACUGAGUCUCUCCUCAAAGUAUUUUCAAAAUCAAGGUGUGUUGGGAAAACAUUAGCGCCCAGGUUUUAGGACACGGGUCAGCAGAAGGUUUCCAGUUAAACCACCAUUUAUUGCAGCCUGACAGGUUUACAAAAGAAGAGUAGCAUGUGCCCUCACUUGACUUGCUUACAGGUUAAAUGCUAAAUCUGGUCCUGCCGAUAAAACGUGUGGUCCCAGUCUGGCCCCACUGGCUCUCCCAUUGGUUAACUGAAUACUGCAUAAGUGCCUGGUUUGAGCCUGUAAGUCAAAUUAAGUAAAGGCCAAUGCUGCUGUUUAAAGAAUCGGUGUCUUAGGCGCGGCUGUACAGAAGAACUGCUAAAAUGAUUUAACAUGCUGGCCCAAGAAGUCACUGACCAAAACAAAUGAGUGAGAUGUGCACCCCUGGUAACAAAAAGACUGUUAACGGGUGUUUGAGGGCUCUCCUCCUCUCCUAGGGAUGCUGCCCCAGGGGCUCAGUCUUCAACUUUAGAUGAUUAUUCUUUGUUAGGGGAGUGCUUCCCCAGAUUCUCCUGUAGGUGGAUUCAUUUUCUCUUCUAGCCCCGAAGUAUGUAAUUAAUUUCCCAUGCACAUUUCACCACAGUGUAGUUCAUCUGCAGUACAAGCUGAAAAGCAUUGUGUUUGCAUGUCAGAUAGCUACGUAAAUGGUGGAAGCUUCAGCGGGUAGAAAUGUGUAAUGUGGAAGGGCUGAGUUAGGAGAAGGAAAUAUAUUUAUCCAGCAACUGGGUUUCCCCAUGAAAUCUGUCACUAUACAUGCUGAUCCGUGUUUUUUUGUUGGGUUUUCUUUUUUAACACAACAGUCAACCAAUUUUUAUUUUUUUUUUUUUGGAAAUAUAUAUAAGAGCUCAGAACUGCAGACUGGUUUAGAUGAGCUAAUUACUUUGUCACCUCUGGCUUCUUAUGCCAGAGUCGUAAAUUUAAGUGCACAUAAAGGAUAUUUGUCAGCCAAACUUUUUUUUAAACACAAAACACCAUAAAAAUUACAAAAUCACUGUACCAAGUCCUCUUAGGUCCACUAGUUUAGUUAUUCAAGGCAUGAGCGUGUGCAGCAGACUUGUUUUAAAUGCUACAGAUUGCACUGAGAACUGCAGCACUUUCUGACACUGUUCUUUCAGUUCGCAUUCACCAGGGUAGUUCAAAUUGUGGCGAGACCAUAAUCAGAUAAAGAUAAAACUGCCUUGCAAAAACAGCAGCAAAAGGAGUUCAAGCUAUUAUUUCUGCCAUACCUUUUAAUUAAUUUGAUCCAACUGUUGACUAAACUGAAAAAGGAAAACUGUUGGAAGAAGAAUCCUUUAGACACAUUAGCACAGUCAGAGUACAAAUUACAGCAAUUAAAAAAAAAAAAGAAA